CAAUGAGUCGUCCUUGAGGGAGCCGGGAGAGGUGCUCCAGGUCGCCGAUCCCCGGAAGUGACGCUAGAAAGGUUCUCUCCUAAGGAACUUACGGCAGGAGUGCCCUUGACGGGCGGGGAGGGCCGGGCUUGCAUCCCUCCGGUCGCGUUGCAGGGAGAUGGCUCAACGGCUUCUCCUGAGGAGAUUCCUGGCCUCCGUCAUCUCCAGGAAACCCCCUCAGGGACACUGGGCACCCCUCACCUCUGGGGCCUUGCAGACCCCACAGUGCAGUCCUGGUGGCCUUGCAGUUACACCCAGCCCAGCUCGAACAAUAUACACCACCAGAGUCUGUACAACGACCUUUAACAUCCAGGAUGGACCUGACUUCCAAGACCGAGUUGUCAACAGCGAGACACCAGUGGUUGUGGAUUUCCAUGCACAGUGGUGUGGCCCCUGCAAGAUCCUGGGGCCAAGGUUAGAGAAGAUGGUGGCAAAGCAGCACGGGAAGGUGGUGAUGGCCAAGGUGGAUAUUGACGACCACACUGAUCUCGCCAUUGAGUAUGAGGUGUCUGCUGUGCCCACCGUGCUGGCCAUGAAGAACGGGGACGUGGUGGACAAGUUUGUGGGCAUCAAGGACGAGGACCAGCUGGAGGCCUUCCUCAAGAAGCUGAUCGGCUGACAAGCGGGGAGGAGUCCCAGCUGCCCUUGCCCUCCUGAGCCCCCGGUGGUCAUGGGGAGGGCCCGCAAUAGAACACAGGCCUUCGUGGCGGCUCCUUGCCUCCUCCCUGUCUGGUCCCUGCGGGCCCAGGCUCUGGGGACCAGGCCACCAGCACGGGAGCUGCCUGCCCAGGGUGGUUGUUCAGAAUGCAGCUGCUGCUGCUGCUGAUUUGGGGGUUGCCACCUUCCCACCCACUUUUCUUUUUGUCUGCUCCCGUUAGGGCUGGCCCUGCUCCCAGGAGGUGUGGCGAGUGCCCACCUGGUGGCCGAGGCCAGCCUGCAAUGUGACCGGCCUGGUCCCUUCUCAUCUGAACCCCAGUGCCUGGCUCAUCUGCCUCCUGCAUUUUUCUUUCCUGCUACAGUUUUGUAAAAAGAAAAAGAAGGAAAACAGAAACCCAAGCAAGUGAGAGUAAUAUAUAAUUCUCUCAUUUUUUGUAGGUCUGUAAUAAAGAGAACUUUAUGAUCCCUUCUGUCUCCUGCUAUGAAGAACAGACCUUGGGCCCCACACUAAAAUUACUCUGUAACCACCACCCUCACCAGCCACCACGCUCCUUCCUUCCCCUCCUCCCAGGCACAAGGGCAGAGAGGAGGCAUGCCGGGGGGUGCCCCACAGAUCCUUGGCUCUGGAAGGCUCAAAGCAGCACCCCCAUCCCUCCAUACCUGGCCCUUUAGUUCUCUAAGCAAGAGACAUAACUGAACAAAUCAGACCAAUAAAACUAGGGUUUGCGCCA
Molecule: messenger RNA, 1427 nt
Organism: Choloepus didactylus (southern two-toed sloth)
Lineage: Eukaryota; Metazoa; Chordata; Mammalia; Pilosa; Megalonychidae
Gene: TXN2
Product: thioredoxin 2
Exons: 4
Coding region: 158-658 (166 amino acids)
Biological process (GO): cell redox homeostasis
Cellular component (GO): mitochondrion
Molecular function (GO): protein-disulfide reductase activity
Source: RefSeq, a predicted model, not a curated record